Molecule: messenger RNA, 559 nt
Organism: Cokeromyces recurvatus
Lineage: Eukaryota; Fungi; Mucoromycota; Mucoromycetes; Mucorales; Mucoraceae
Exons: 1
Source: RefSeq, a predicted model, not a curated record
CUCAAAGUCUUUAUUUGGUUAUGUAAAUACAUCUUUAAUUAUUACAGAAAAAAAAAUAGUUUUUUAUUUUGUUUUACUUUUUUUUUUACAAAAUACUAUUUACAGAAAAAAAAAGAAGGGGAUAAAGAGAGAAUUACUGCAGGUCUACCAUUCUUCGCGAUUGUAUUUGCGCUCGUAUUUUUGAUUGAAAGCAGCCAAUUUUACUUGAUCUCCUUCUUUAACUUGCUGCCAUGGUUGGGAGUUAGUGUGGUGGUUCUAUACUACAUCUGGAGAACGAGAUUGAUGAAGACCCAUGAAGGCACUUCCUGAUAGAGCAACGUCCAAUAUUACUAUAAGAGGAUAAAUUUCAGGCUUGGAAGAAGUUUGUUUGAAGAAUUGUCGAAUUUGUCCCAUUAUUGCUAUUUAGACCUGAAGAACAAAAUAGGAAAUGUUAUUAUGCCCACCCUUCAAUUUCUUAUUUACUUUAUUAUAUUUAGUCUUCCCUCCCUUCUUUCUUAUUAUUUAACCGAGCUCAGAAUUCGAUUGAUAGUAUAAUAUUAGAAUUUAUUCCUUUAUAUAU